GCUGAUAUGAAACCGUUUUCUGUCAAAGCGAAACGCGACUAACAUAGGUGGCAGUAGUCAGCAACCGUGGUUAGUCGAUCGGUUGUUUGUAACAUGUUUUAAUUCGUGCCUUUUCUAUAAUGUUUUAUUGAUCAUGGCGUUAAAACUUUUACGUGAUGUGAUAUAUUGAAAAUCAUAGACUUUAAAGGAGCAGUAGACUGGUCUUAAUAUGCUUGAGUAAGAGAAUACGUUACUAAUAUGGUAAAAUAUUAAUAUAGGUUUUGCAGAGGAGUGCUUUACAAGGAGAAAAGUACGAAGGUCGGCGUUGAACUAUGAAUCUGCACUACCACAACAAAAUACCGGUUAUGGUAUCUAUCAGAAAAGUGUGUAUAUAUAUAACCAAUUUUCUGAGACACUUUUAGGAUUUUAGUAAAUGUAAUCAGCACGGAAAAAUAUGUCUGAGAUUUAAACAUAUUAGUUACAAGCCAAUACAGUUGUUGGUUUGAUACCAUAUACAUUCUAACAAUAUAUAAGAUCGAAUUUGAAAAACAAAUACAAUGUGUGUUGGAACAAAAUGUCUAGAAAAUUAUAUUAUAUUUGAAGACGAAUGCCUCCGACAGAUUGUGUAAUUGACAUGGAGUUUAUAAAAAAGAAGCGAGCUGUUGCGACGGACGGUGAACAAGUCACGGAUAACGACACUCGAAUACGGAUUAACGUUGGCGGCACACUUUUCGAAACAUGGCGUAGUACUCUGGAGCGGAUCCCCGGAACGCGGCUGGCCUUAUUGACCGUCAUGGGGGAGGCGGAUAGCACAUGGGACCGCCAAAGAAAGGAGUUCUUCUUUGACAGACACCCCGGGGUCUUCCAGAUGGUCAUGCAUUAUUACAGGACAGAGGAGCUUCACACCGACCAGAACUUCUGUGGAAACAUAAUUCAGGGGGAGCUGAUUUUCUGGGGCCUCACUGAGCUGGACAUCGAGCCGUGUUGCUGGGGCCACUACAGCAAGUACAAGGAGCACAAGGAGACCCUGGCCGCCCUGGAUGACAACUUCACACAACAGAACGACGAAGAGGCGUGGCAAGAAAAACUCACGGGAUUCAAGAGGUUUAAACACCGUGUCUGGCAGUUCAUGGAGGAGCCGUCAAUGUCACGUGGUGCAAAGAUUUAUGCAGUGGUAUCCAUGUUUUUUGUCGUGCUAUCUAUCGCCAUUUUCUGCAUGGAGACCUACCACUGGUUCCGCGUCCCCAUCCCUGGCGCCGUGGCCCACAAUGCCUCGGUGUAUCAGCACUACUGGUCCCCAACUAAGGACCACUGUGUUAAAGAGAUACACACACAGGGCAGGUACGCGUUUGGUGAGACAGAGCCACAUCCUGCGAUGACUUACCUUGACUAUAUGUGCGCCGUGUACUUCACAUUAGAAUUCGGCAUUCGGCUGUUUAUCGCUCCCAAGAAGUGGGUUUUUAUAAAAGGUCCGCUGAACGUAAUCGACUUCUUGUGUCUGGUUCCACAUCUGACAGCCAUCAUAUUGAAGCUAGCAGAUCCCUACGGGGCCUCCAAAGAGACCGGACAUUUGUUCCGUGCUUUCCUAGCGUUACGGACAGUACGAAUUCUCAGAAUAUUUAAACUGAUGAAACAUUACAGCGCUUUUAAAAUUCUCGUGUACACCAUAAAGGUCUCCACGAAAGAGCUGCUGUUGCUUGUUGUGUUCCUGUUUACCGGAGUGUUGAUCUUUGCAAGCAUGAUUUUCUAUGCUGAGCCGGAUGUGUUUGACAGUAUACCGGUGGGCUUCUGGUGGGCGCUGGUCACAAUGACGACAGUCGGUUACGGCGACAUUGUCCCCAAGACAGAGGGCGGGUAUCUCAUAGGUUGUGUAUGUGUACUUUGCGGCGUGCUGACGGUUGCUUUCACUGUGCCCAUAGUCGUUAAUAAUUUUACACUGUACUAUUCACACGCACAGAGUCGAAUUAAACUACCUGUGCAUAAAAGAAAAGAACUAAAAAGGAAGAUUUUCUUGAAAAAUCAAAAGUCAUUGGAGUUCCUGCAAAAGCUGAAGUGGAGACGCGAGAAAAAUAAAACAAAGACAGAUUUUAAUAAUAUAAAUAACGUGACCACACCACGUGACCCGCCUUGUAGCCAAGAGGCGACAGACGAGGUUAUAACAACGCCUCCUAAGAGACACAAUGUGACCAUGGUACUCGGAAACGGCAUUGCGGAACCAUCGGUUAUCUAUGACGUCCACAGCAAUCCGAAUUUGUCGCGGGAAUCGACCGACCUCGCGCCCGUGGAAACACCAGAAAAGAUCAAGACCGUAUCGGAGAGUAUUGACUUCUCUUUGAUCGACACCACGUCCUCGAGUCUCCCGGGAACGCCUUCUGACAUGAGCAUCAGUACGGAACAGCACAUCCAAGAAACGGAACAGCUGCUAAGCAACAUCGCCGACGCCGACAGACGCCGUAAGGAAGAACGUAAACGUCAGCUUGACCAAAUAAAUCAACGUCGUGAAGCGAAACGUCAGCAGACCCAACAGACGCCAAGAGACGCUCGAACACGGAUCGGGGGAGGAGCUAGACGUGUAACCUAGCAACGGCCACAGUGUCUUAUAUGAAUACUUUUCCAUCAGCAAA
Dreissena polymorpha is the source of this 2603-nucleotide messenger RNA. Its product is annotated as potassium voltage-gated channel protein Shaw-like. The record is from RefSeq and is a predicted model, not a curated record. Gene Ontology annotation, biological process: potassium ion transmembrane transport; protein homooligomerization. The coding region runs from base 587 to 2560 and encodes 657 amino acids. NCBI's taxonomy places the organism in Eukaryota, Metazoa, Mollusca, Bivalvia, Myida, Dreissenidae. Gene Ontology annotation, molecular function: protein binding; delayed rectifier potassium channel activity. The transcript has 5 exons. Gene Ontology annotation, cellular component: voltage-gated potassium channel complex; axon; dendrite membrane.